GGUUUGAAAGAAAGGAUUGGGCCAGUAGAGGAUCUGACUGGUGMAGGUGUUGCUACUGGGGAUUUUUUGAUGAAAUGCACUCUGCAGGGCACAUCUCGUUUACCUGCAUUCUCAAUGAAUGGUGACUUUGUUAUUGGAGGAGUUUUCUCUAUUCAUUACCAACCUCUUACAGUGAUUCAUAACUACACCACCAAGCCUGAACCCACAAAAUGCACAGGAAGCAUUAUUGCCCGGGAAUUGCGUUUCUCAAGCGCAAUGAUUUUUGCUAUUGAGGAGAUAAACAACAGCACAAAGCUGCUGCCGGGCAUCAAACUUGGAUAUCAGAUUUAUGAUUCAUGUGCUUCAGUUUCUGUGGCUGUGCAUGUGGCAUUUCAGCUGUCAAAUGGCCAAGACCUUGUGUUUUACAAAGGCAGACUAUGUUCACAAUCUGGUGUUGUCAUGGCUGUUGUUGGAGAGUCUGGAUCAACGCCAUCCAUCAGCAUGUCACGCAUCAUUGGGGCUUUUCAUAUUCCACAAGUGAGCCACUCUGCUACCUGUGCCUGCCUGUCAGAUAAGCAGCAGUACCCAUCUUUUUUCAGAACGACUCCCAGUGAUCAGUUCCAAGCUGAUGCUCUGGCCAAGCUGGUGAAACACUUUGGCUGGACUUGGAUCGGUGCUGUUCGCUCUGACUCAGAUUAUGGAAAUCAUGGCAUGGCAUCUUUUCUGGAUGCAGCGCAGAGRGAGGGGAUCUGUGUGGAGUACUCUGAAGCCUUCUAUAGAACCGACUCACAAAAGAAGAUUAAGAGAGUAGCUGAUGUUAUCCGCAGGUCAACAGCAAUGGUUGUUGUGGCUUUUACAGCCACUGGAGACAUAAGAGUUCUGUUAGAGGAGCUGGCUCGGGAGCCUCCACCACCUCGUCAGUGGAUAGGAAGUGAGGACUGGAUAACUGACCCAUAUCUGAUGAGUUUCAGUUUUUGUGCAGGAGCCAUUGGAGUUACUAUUCAGCAGUCUGUUAUUCCAGGGCUWAGAGAGUACCUACUUACACUAUCUCCUGCUGAAGUGGCUGUCUCUUCAGUCUUCACUGAGUUUUGGGAAGAUGCAUUCAACUGCAGCCUGAAAAAUGAUGCCUAUCAGUACAAAAGACUGUGUGAUGGAACUGAAAACAUAAAAACGCUGAAAAACCCGUACACUGAUACAUCCCAGUUAAGAGUUACAAACAUGGUGUACAAGGCUGUUUAUGCAAUAGCUCAUGCCAUUCACAAUGCAGUGUGUGUGGAAACAAMUCACACAACUCAGUGUGACAAAAAAAUCAGACUGGAAUCAAAACAGGUUUUAUCUGAACUGAAAAAAGUAAACUUUUUGCAAAAUGGUUAUCCUGUGUCAUUUGAUGCUAACGGUGAUUCUGUAGCUUUUUAUGAGCUGGUCAACUGGCAAAAGAGUGAAAGUGGAGAUUUUAAAGUGGUAACAGUAGGAUACUAUGAUGCAUCACUGCCAAAAGGCCAAGAGCUUCAGAUCAACAGGAACAUAACCUGGGUGCAAGGAAAAGCAGAUGUUCCAGUGUCAGUGUGCUCUGAGAGUUGUCCUCCAGGAACUCGUAAAGUGUUGCAGAAAGGAAAACCCAUCUGCUGCURUGAUUGUAUACCAUGUCCUGAAGGUGAAAUCAGUAAUACAACAGAUUCUCCAGAUUGCUUCCCAUGUCCCAGUGAAUUCUGGCCUAAUGCAGAAAAAGAUUCUUGUUUCCCCAAACAUGUUGAGUUUCUGUCUUUUAAUGAAAUCCUGGCUAUCAUCCUGGCUGCAUUUUCUGUUUUUGGAGCCUGUCUGGCCAUCAUAACUGCAGUUAUUUUCUUUCAUCACAGAACAACUCCAGUUGUUAAAGCCAACAACUCUGAGCUGAGCUUCCUGCUGCUCUUCUCUCUGACUCUGUGUUUCUUAUGUUCGUUAACUUUCAUCGGAGUUCCCUCUGAGUGGUCCUGCAUGCUGAGACACACAGCGUUUGGUAUUACCUUUGUUCUCUGUAUCUCCUGUGUUCUUGGCAAAACUGUAGUGGUUUUAAUGGCCUUUAAAGCUACACUUCCAGGUAGUAAUUUUAUGAAAUGGUUUGGGCCUCCACAACAAAGAAUGACUGUAGUGUUUUUCACAUUUAUUCAAGUUUUAAUUUAUAAACAGCACAGAGCUGCUGCCGGGGAUUAA
Messenger RNA from Austrofundulus limnaeus, 2169 nucleotides. RefSeq names its product extracellular calcium-sensing receptor. Gene Ontology annotation, molecular function: G protein-coupled receptor activity. Gene Ontology annotation, cellular component: plasma membrane. Gene Ontology annotation, biological process: G protein-coupled receptor signaling pathway. The coding region runs from base 70 to 2169 and encodes 699 amino acids. The record is from RefSeq and is a predicted model, not a curated record. Lineage: Eukaryota; Metazoa; Chordata; Actinopteri; Cyprinodontiformes; Rivulidae. The transcript has 9 exons.